UACAAUAUCUUGAAAGAGUCCAUCAACGGUGUCUCCGAGAAAUUUUACACAUCACUUGGGAAGAUAGGCGAGCUAAUGCCAGUGUAUUGGAAGAAGCAAAGAUCACCAGUGUCGAAGCAAUAAUUCUUCAACAUCAACUUCAUUGGACUGGUCCUGUUGUUUGGAUGCCUGAUUAUCGUCUUCCAAAGCAAUUACGCGAGUUGCAUCUACAUGAUGGAGGAAGGAGCACAGAGGGAAGGCUGAACGUCUAAUUUAUUUUUAGCAGCCAAUUGGAACUUUUUUCCCGAGAUGAAGGAGGGAAAGGAAAAAAAAAUUGGUGGUGUACGAGAGAGGCCAGCAGAAGACAGUGUAACCUUUGAGGCUCUGCUGCUUCUGCAAAUGCCAGCACUCAGCUGCUGAGGCGAGGGUCCAAAUGUCCAAACGGCCUCGGUUUUCUUUCGGGACGUCCUGCUACUAGUGCGGAUUCUGACUGGAGUGAUAAUGAUGGGGCCAUACAGCUGCUCCUGCUACCUCUUCCUUCUCCUGCUACCAGGGUUUGGAACUCCAUUUAACAUUGAUGUGAAAAGACCUCAGAUCUUCCGUGGCCCACAGGAAGCCCAGUUUGGGUACAAAGUCCUUCAGUACACAGCCCAGGGGCAGAAAUGGAUGCUGGUGGGGGCACCUUGGGAUGGGACGGCAGAUGACAGAAAAGGUGACGUUUACAAGUGCAUUGUGGGAGAGAGGAACAACUCAACGUGCGCCAAAGUCAACAUAGGUGACAUGGCCCUGCAGAACAACUCCAGGCAAAUCAAAAACAUGCAUUUUGGAAUGUCGCUUGUGGCCAACAAAGAUGACGGGUUUGUGGCCUGUGCCCCCCUGUGGUCCCAGGAAUGCGGCACGUCCAUGUUCAGCACCGGGAUUUGCACCAGCGUGGACGAGAACUUCCGCCUGACGGAAAACAUCGCCCCAACAGCUCAGAGGUGCUCAACUUACAUGGACAUAAUAAUUGUUCUGGAUGGGUCCAACAGCAUUUAUCCUUGGUACGAGGUGCAGAACUUUCUUAGCAACAUCCUUAGCAAAUUUUUCAUCGAUCCAGAGCAGAUCCAAGUUGGGGUAUUGCAGUACAGCGAGGUUGCUGUCCACGAAUGGACACUGAAGGAUUACCAAACAGCAGAGGAGGUCAUUGAAGCCGCCAAAAACAUCAGCCGCCAGGAGGGGCUCGAAACUAGGACAGCGUCUGCCAUCCACAAAGCCUGCACAGAGGCCUUUAGCCCAGAAAGAGGCGGGAGAGAGGGAGCCACCAAGCUGAUGAUUGUGGUGACUGACGGGGAGUCCCACGAUGGCGAAGAACUCCAAGAUGCCCUGGAAGAGUGUGAGAAACGGAACGUGACACGCUACGCCAUUGCAGUGUUGGGGCACUACAUUCGGCGGCAGAAAGACCCGGACUCUUUCAUCAACGAGAUUAAAUACAUUGCCAGCGACCCUGAUGAGAAGUAUUUCUUCAACGUGACCGAUGAGGCGGCCCUGAAUGAUAUUGUGGAUGCCUUAGGGGACAGGAUAUUUAGCCUUGAAGGGACCCGUGAAUACAGCUCAUUCGAGUUGGAAAUGUCUCAGAUUGGCUUCUCUAUGCACCUCCUUGAGGACGGGAUCCUCUUUGGCAUGGUAGGGGCAUAUGACUGGGAUGGCGCAGUCUUGAAGGAGAGCAGGAGUGGGCGGCUCAUCCCGCCAAGGGAGGCCUUUGAGAGGGAGUUCCCCCUGAGGCUGAAAAACCACGCAGCCUAUCUGGGAUACACAGUCUCCUCUAUCAAGCUCAGGAACGGGAAGGGGCUGUAUGUGGCUGGUGCCCCCCGCUUCAAGCACAAGGGGAAAGUGAUCCUGUUUGAGAUGAGCAGUGAUGGCAGCGUAACCAUUUCCCAGGCCCUUACUGGGGACCAAAUUGGCUCCUACUUUGGCAGUGAAAUGUGCCCGGUGGACGUGAAUGGAGAUGGAAUUACGGACGUACUGCUGGUGGCUGCCCCCAUGUACCUGGGCCCACAGAACAAAGAGACAGGCCGCGUUUACAUCUACAAAGUGGGGCAGUUGCUUGUGUCUUUAAACGGGACCCUCCAUGCCGACCCAAAACCUCAAGACGCUCGUUUUGGCUACUCCCUCCUGGCUGUCCCUGACCUUAAUCACGACAGCUAUAAUGACGUUGUGGUGGGCGCACCGCUGGAGGACAACCACCAGGGUGCAGUCUACAUCUAUCAUGGCUACCGCACCACAGUGCUGCCCCGCUUCAAACAGCGCAUUGAGUCGGCCGGCCUCCGCCGAGGCCUCCGCUACUUUGGCCGCAGCUUGGACGGGCAAAUCGAUUUGGAUGGGGAUGGCCUGGUGGACCUUGCUGUUGGAGCUCAGGGUGCUGCGGUGGUCUUGAGGUCAAGGAGGAUUGUGCAGGUCAACACUUCGGUCACUGCUAACCCUCCAUCCAUCAAUGUGAUUCAGAAGAACUGCCAGAGGAACAGAAAGGAGUCUCUUUGUGUGACGGCAAACAUCUGCUUCAGGGUGUCUUCCCGGUCUCUGGGCCCGAGGGACAGCCACUUCAGUAUAAAGUACAACGUCUCCCUGGAUGACAGGAAGUUUGGGGCAAGGGCCAUCUUCGAUGGCAACUCCCAAAAGCUGCUGCAGAAGAGGACCCGGGCCACCGUGGGCAGGACAACCUGCUCGGCAGUCCGUUUCCACGUGAUUGACACCUCUGAUUACUUGAGGCCGGUUGCAGUCCUGGUGAAGUUCGCACUAAAUGAUGCUGAGCCAGGCCCUGUGCUGGAUGAUAAAUCACCCACCAGUGUUAAGAAAUUGAUCCCCUUCUUUAAGGACUGUGGUGAAGACGAUGAGUGUAUAACAGAUCUGGUGUUGCGAGCUCAGAUGGACAUCACAGGAUCCAGGCAGAAGCCGCACGUGAUCCGCAAAGGGAAGCGGAAAGUCUUGGUGGACGUCCUGCUGGAGAACAAGCAGGAGAACGCCUACAAUGCCAGCCUGUGGCUUUGGUUUUCCAGAAACCUCCACUUUUCCAGCCUCGUGCUCAAGGGGGAGAACUCAGUGAAGGUGGAAUGCACCUCCCCGUCUUCCCAAACCCGAGCUUGCCGUGUGGGCUACCCUGUCUUCAGGUCCUUAGCAAAGGUAGCCUUUGUCCUGGAGUUUGAAUUCAGCUGUUCCACCCUUCUGAACAAAGCACAGGUGAAGCUCACAGCCAGCAGUGACAGCCAUGAACUGAAUGAGACCCUGACCGACAACAUGGCACAGCCCCUUGCCUAUAUCCGUUAUGAGCCCGACCUUUUGCUGACCAGCGAGUCUACCCUGAACCGCUACGAGGUGCAUCCUGUUGGGACAUUUCCAAGCGGUAUGAGCCCUGAGUUCAGGACUACUGUCAAGGUGCAAAACCUCGGCUGCUAUGCGGUGGAGAAUCUCUCCCUUGUCAUGGACCUGCCUGCCACAGCCUAUCAGAACAGUGAAUUCCUCUCUGUCACACGCAUCAUUGCAGAUAACGUGACCUGCACCAUGCAAAAUCUGACAGAGGCCUCUCAAAAUGCAGCUGGUGGUGUGAUGAUCCCUGUUCAUCCGGAAGAACUUGUGCACGUAGAGAAACUGAAUUGCACCAACGCCAGAUGCCAAGUGGUGAAGUGUGAGCUGCCGCACAUUGAGAGGAACGCGGAAGUCUCCAUCCACCUGCUGAGAGCGGUUCACAACGAGUUUUUCAGGAGGGCUAAAUUCAAGACCGUGAAGGUUGUGAGCAGGUUCACGCUGACCAGCCAAGAAGAGGAGAGCCUCCUUCUGCUGCCAGAAGCUGCCCAUCAACGGGAGACCAUCUUGGAGAUCAUCCAGACCAAUCUGGUCCCUCUUUCGCUCUGGAUCCUGAUUGGCAGCAUCAUUGGGGGGCUCCUGCUGCUGGCUCUGAUUAUCAUCUGUUUGUGGAGGCUUGGAUUUUUUGCACACAAAAAACCUGGAGAAGAAGAGAAAGAGGAACAAUAAAACAUGGAAUUUGAGCAAGGACUCUUCACACAGGAAAAAUGAGCAAGGGGAGGAAAUCCAGUGGGUGCUGUUGCUGCUGCCCUCCUUUGACUCCCUGUAAAAAGUGAUGGAAGAUCCAGCAGUUCUGAAGACAAUCUGCAGUCUCAUAGCAUCCUUUUGCUUUUGGGAAGCUAAGAAAAUGCAACAACCUCCCCCCGUGUUGGAGCCACAAUUAAACACACCAAUACACACACACUUUGGUCUUCAGACUGGGGUGGGUAAACAUCCAAUUUUGCCCCCCAUGUUCAGGGAGUGGAGAAAAAGUAGCAUGUGCAGGCCAGCUUAGGCCCAACCCUUCAAGGUGACAAGACAACAGAGAUAUGGGUUUCAAAGAGGGCUCCUUCCCCUGUGAAAAGUGACUUAAGUGCUCAAAUCAUGUGGAGCGUCUCUAUUCCAGAUACUUUCUUCAUGCAUUGCAGGAGGUCUCCUUUCCAACUACAAUUCUAUGGUUUCCAUCAGUCCUUUGGGAUGCAGCAGCUUGUCUUGACAAGGUGGAGCGUCUCUCGUCUCCCUCAAACAGAACUUCGUUGCGUAGAAGCAAAACAAAUUUUACAUAGUCCUGUAUUCCUGCUACCACACUGAAGUGAGCGCUACCUUUUGGGUGGGUUGGUGGCUGGUACAGAGCAGCCUCAUUCACUUGGAAUUGCAAAAGGGUAGGGCCCUUUGGUUUGGCAGCUGUGAGCACCACCAGGAAAUCGGGGGAAUGGUUCAUGCCCGUUGCUUGUCUUGUCUGGAUGGAAGAUAGAGAGGGGCAUGUGCCAGUGGGUGUGGAACCCAGCCCCUUGUAAAAAAGGUAAAAUUUGCAUACAUUGCUCUGCCCACUUUUGUGCUUGGCCCCACCCACCACUGGCAGGUGGCUUCCAGAAGGGGAUUUGGCCCUUGGCCUGAAAAAGGUCCCCAACGCCCUCCUUCCCUGUGUGCAACCAGAGGCUUACAAACUGCCUUUCUGUACCACCAAGUGCAUGGAGCUGCCUUCUAGCCUCAAAUGGGAGAAUGAGAUAAGAACAUAAGAGCCCUGCUGGAUCAGGCCAAUAGCCUAUCUAGCCCAGCCUCUUGGUGGUCAACCAGAUUCCCCAAAGGGAAACCCAUGAGCAGGAGGAACCAAGCACAAGAGUCCUCCCCUCCUAUGGUUUCCGGCAACUGGUAUUCAGAAGCAUUGCUGCCUCCCAACUCUGGUGGCAGAGCAGAGCCAUCAUGGCUAGCAGUCACUGAUAGCCUCCUCCUCCUCCAUGAUCUGAUCUAAGCCUCUUUUAAAGUCAUCCAAGUUGGUGGCCAUCACUGCCUCCUGUGGGAGAGAGUUCCAUAGUUUUAACUAUGUGCUGUGUGAAGUUGUAGGCUUACCCAAUGCCAAUGGAUGUGCCAUCCUCCCACUGUGAGCCAGGAUUGCAAUGGAAGGUGGUGGGCAAGGGAUGGGAUAAAGUUGAGGUGUGUGCUGUUCUCCCUACUGCUGUCUUUUUUUUUAACUUGUUUGUGCAAUGGAAAUGUAAGGAUUUGCUUGUCCAGCCCCAGCAAAUGUCUCACCAGAAGCCCAUCAUGAAGCUCACAAAGAUGAGAGCCGGGAGGCAGCUGGUUUCCCUCUUAGGCCAAAUAAUUUUGGACCGCCAUUAAGCUGCAUGAAUUGAAUAAACAAGUUUCUCUCCCCCCACAGUAUUCAUUCUGCUUUGUCGGUCAUGGAGAGGGACACAGAGGCACUGCACCUCUUUGCUGGUCCCAUGAGAAGCUCAGUCUUUGUCAAGGUACAAAUAUAGGAGGAAUCGCCAUGGAUGCCAAUGCCGCUGAAAUCUCAAGAGCUAUGAUCCAGGGAAGGGAAAGAGGCAUGCAGAGCCCUGGUGUCCUGACUGUGGGGACGCCUGUUGGACCAACCCCCCUCCCUGCUGUCUAUAAGGUCUGGGGAUUUUACCAGGCAUUGCACACAUACUCUCAUGCCUUUCGUUUGCCACCUUAAUAAGGGCCAGAUGCUUGCUUUAAAAUUUUUUAGAAGGCAGCUGUGAUUCUCAGGAAGAGUUCUAUGCCGUGCACCAAGUUGUUUUGAAGUGGGGUGAUCACAGAAUUCCCCCAACACUGUAAAAACUUCGGCUUAGUGUUUUGCAUCUAUGUCAGUAGCUCCAAACGUGAAUCCAAAUUUAAUGAUUUAGGACAAGCUAAAAUAACUCAAGCAAUGAUCCAGCUUUCAGGUUCCUCAGAAUGCUUCUUCAGGCUGAUGCUAGCCACAAGGGGGAACAUUCCUGGAAAUGGUUGAAGUGCGGGGGGGGGGGGGAGCCCAAGGUAACUGUUUAAAUUAGUUAGGAGAAGUUAGUUUAAGCUAGUUAGGAGGAGGAAGAGAACUUACGCAAAUGAGGUUAGACAGCCAAGUGCAAAAGAUGUCGCUGGUGGCCCCAAAGCCCGGGGAAGAUUUCUGGGAUGCUCAAAAGCUUGCUCACACCAUCAGUUUCAGCUGGUCCUAAUAAGAAGCGUUCAUCCUACAUGUGCGCUUGGAUUUUUAUUUUCAUGAAGCCUGGAAAACUACCUGUGCCCCCCCCCAAUGUUUUAGAGAAUAAUUCAACUACCCAGGAAAAAGACCCUCGGAAUGGACCUUCAACUAUGUAAAAUGAUAAGGCCUUGGCAGGGUGAGGGUGUACAUGCCCUACAGCCAUUAGGCAAAACUAUUAAAUUUGGUUACUUUGACAUUUAUUUAGUUGGUCCUAAUAAAGGUUUUUUCCAACUAUA
Messenger RNA from Podarcis raffonei (Aeolian wall lizard), 6729 nucleotides. It is a transcript of the gene ITGA10, whose product is annotated as integrin subunit alpha 10. Gene Ontology annotation, cellular component: external side of plasma membrane; integrin complex. The transcript has 31 exons. Gene Ontology annotation, molecular function: integrin binding. The coding region runs from base 481 to 3984 and encodes 1167 amino acids. The record is from RefSeq and is a predicted model, not a curated record. Lineage: Eukaryota; Metazoa; Chordata; Lepidosauria; Squamata; Lacertidae. Gene Ontology annotation, biological process: cell-matrix adhesion; integrin-mediated signaling pathway; cell adhesion mediated by integrin.